AUUUGAUUACAAUAUACAUCUUUGUCAAUAAUUAUAAGAGUGUUGUUGUUUUUUUACAUUUUAGGCAAUAUCUGCAAAUGCAACUAUAACUAGUAAUGAGUCCGUAAAUGGCGUAGAAAAUGUUGAGGUCAAUAAUACUGUACAGACUUACAAUAGAUUGAACGAAAUGUGAUACCAUCACAACAGCAACUCCAAAUGUCUCAACCACUGCAAGAUAUCACAAAUUCUCAAAUGAUGCGCAAAACAAGUUUACAUCAAUCAGAAGUUAGCCCAUAUUAUAAAGACUUGUAUGCAAGAAAAUUUAUACAACGUACUGAUUCUGGUAUAGCAGGCCUGAAACGCCGUCAUUUGGAAACAGAAAUUUAUAUGUCUCAGAAUCGUGAAGAAUGGGACAGUAGCUUGUAUCCGGAAGAGUUGUUCCCUAAAAAAGUAUCCAAACUUACAGAAAUGCAAACUUUUCAUCCCGCAGUUAAUGCAGUUAAAGACUUCAAACCAAAUUCAGCUUUGUCCGCGGGUACAAACGUUUUUCUGUCCGGCUAUUGGAAGAAAGGACUUGUUAUGAAUAUUGAAAAUGAUGACAGUAAAGGGAAGGUGUAUACCAUAAAAGGAGCUUGAAAAUGGCAAAAUUCACCAAGUUUCAAAAUAUUUGAUUCGUCCGAAUUUGAUUUAGAUAUUUAUUUUAUGAAUUCCAUGUCAUUUUAAAAGUUGUGCCAAAUAAAGUCUACUUUUCACU
Mytilus trossulus (common blue mussel) is the source of this 733-nucleotide messenger RNA. RefSeq lists its product as uncharacterized. The record is from RefSeq and is a predicted model, not a curated record. The transcript is spliced from 4 exons. NCBI's taxonomy places the organism in Eukaryota, Metazoa, Mollusca, Bivalvia, Mytilida, Mytilidae. The coding region runs from base 196 to 615 and encodes 139 amino acids.